AAGGCGUCGAGCUCGUCCAGCACUUCACCCAGUUUCUGGGCGAGAUCUGUGCUAUCACGGAGGAGAUCGACCAUGCAUUGAACCCUGAGUGAUGCAAAGCCCGAAAUAAGACAGCGCAUUGCGUAUACGCUCAUCUUCCGGUCCGCGGCACGCUUGCUGGCAUCCCGCUAAAAGAGAUCUGGACUCCAGUAAUGAUUCUGAGCUGGACCGACGGUCAACGCGCGCACGUUCUCGUGAAAGCGGGUCCCUUGGUUAACAAGACAUUCCGGGUCGGCCAAGUCCUCCUCUACACGCUUGUAAUUGCUCGCGCCAUCCGCCGAGGGAAGCAGCACGCUCACCGUCUCGACGGGCGAUUUCAGUUGAGGGAUCUGUCCACUAGAAUGCAUCUCAGUCCACUGAGAUCCUCCGUCCCUCCUUCUUCGCCUGGUCUCUCUCUACCCCCACCGUUUUCUUGGCUCGAUGCCCGUCGAGACCUCUUCAGAUUCAGUCCUGGUUCCGAUGAUUCUUUACUGCAGAGUUGAGCCUGCCCGGGUGCUGAUCGACUUCCAUGGCGAGGGGAAGCGACGCGAAAGAUGAUUCCAAGACUUGCAAUCGAUCGCAUAUCGCUUCCUGGAUUCCACCCAAGAUGCCGCAUAGCGAGACUGAGACAACACGUGGAUCACUGUGUAAGAUCCGACGGGCUAGAGGGCAGAAGGGAUGUCAUUGGCAACCAGCAGGCGGCCGCUUGGGGUGCAGGGGAGUCGUGCGAUUCGACAGUCACACGCGGCAUGCGGCGGACAGGGCGCGCAGGAAGCGAUGAGACAACGGCAUACAGGCACUGGCAACGUCGGGUACCGGAUGAAUGUUAAGAAGGAGCAUAGGCCUUUGAUUCCCGUUCCGAUAAUCAUUCCUCGGGCAGCGUUGGGGGCCAGAUUGUCCCCACAAGAAUGACGCCCGAGAAUUCAUUCGUAGAAAGUACAUAUCACGCUGUCUGUCCCAUGAAGGUCCGACUCUGGCUCCUAAUGGUUUGGGCCUGUGUCUGCCAGGUACCUCGGUAAGAUGUGGACGACGUGACAGGUGUA
This is a messenger RNA of Mycena citricolor, 1061 nucleotides long. NCBI's taxonomy places the organism in Eukaryota, Fungi, Basidiomycota, Agaricomycetes, Agaricales, Mycenaceae. The record is from the annotation of a GenBank genome assembly.